This is a messenger RNA of Delphinapterus leucas (beluga whale), 2141 nucleotides long. RefSeq names its product dynein axonemal assembly factor 11 (gene DNAAF11). NCBI's taxonomy places the organism in Eukaryota, Metazoa, Chordata, Mammalia, Artiodactyla, Monodontidae. Gene Ontology annotation, cellular component: cytoplasm. Gene Ontology annotation, biological process: outer dynein arm assembly. The record is from RefSeq and is a predicted model, not a curated record. Gene Ontology annotation, molecular function: protein binding.
GAGGCACGCCUAGGAAGCAGCUCCCCUCAGGAAACAGAGCGUCCCUUGGUUCUUUGUUUAGUCUGGCCAGUUGAUCUGGGGAAAGGGAGGCAGUCUGCGAAGGUGGAAGGUGGGGACGUGGAGGAGGACUAGGUCUGGGUUGCGGGGUGCCCCUGUCUCCUCGCGGGGAGCCCCUCUUCUGCCCAUUCUCGCCUCCUUGCUCCUCCUGAGUCGGGAAACGCGGCCCCGCCUGGCCCCGCGCGGCCGCCGUAGAAUCACCGUUGCCAUGGCUCCCAGGUGCGGGCGCGCGGAGGAGAGACCAGGAGGCGUCCAGGGAGUCCUUGGGGGUCCUGGUCGAGCUUCCUGGGCCCGCGAACCCGAGAGGCGCCAUGGGACGGAUCACGGAAGAUCUUAUUAGACGGAAUGCCGAGCACAAUGACUGUAUAAUUUUUUCCCUGGAGGAGCUCUCCUUGCAUCAGCAAGAAAUAGAAAGACUAGAACAUAUUGACAAGUGGUGCCGGGAUUUAAAAAUCCUCUAUCUUCAAAAUAAUCUCAUUGGAAAAAUUGAAAAUGUUAGCAAACUCAAGAAACUUGAAUAUUUGAAUUUAGCUUUAAACAACAUUGAAAAAAUUGAAAAUUUGGAAGCAGGAUGUGAAGGGCUGACAAAGCUUGACUUGACGGUAAAUUUCAUUGGCGAGCUGAGCAGUGUGAAAACCCUUCAACACAACAUCCACCUGAAGGAGCUCUUCCUCAUGGGAAACCCCUGCGCUGACUUUGACGGCUACAGACAGUUCAUGGUGGCAACUCUGCAACAACUAAAGUGGUUGGAUGGUAAAGAAAUUGAGCGUUCAGAAAGGAUUCAGGCAUUACAGGACUUUCCAGCAGUUGAACAACAAAUCAGAGAGCAGGAGAAAGCUUACUGCCUCAAACGAGCCAAGGACAAGGAGGAGGCUCAGAGGAAACUGCAGGAGGAGGAAAACGAAGGCGAGAGAGAGGGAAGGCACACAGGCUUUGACGGACGUUGGUACACAGACAUCAGUGCUACUCUCCCAUCUUCUGAAGAGAGCAAAGACGACGUCCAGGCACCAGAAAUACAAGAAGGGGGAUGUAAGAAAAAGAAAUUAGACAACGGUGAAGACGACCUGGAAUUCUGGAAUAAGCCCUCUUUGUAUACCCCCGAAUCUAGAUUGGAAACUCUGAGACAUAUGGAAAAACAACGGAAAGACCAAGAAAAAUUAAGUGAAAAAAAGAAGAAAGUGAAACCACCCAGGGUGCUGAUCUCUGAGAAUGGGAGAGCCCUGAAUGUAAAUGAGCCCAAACUUGACUUCUCUUUGAGAGAUGAUGAAAAGCGUAACCAGAUCGUCCUGGACCUGGCUGUAUAUAGGUAUAUGGACACCUCUUUAAUCGAUGUUGAUGUACAACCAACUUAUGUGCGAGUGAUGGUCAAGGGAAAGCCAUUUCAGCUUGUCCUUCCUGCAGAAGUCAAACCUGAUAGCAGCUCUGCUAAAAGAGCUCAGACAACAGGGCAUCUGGUGGUCUACAUGCCCAAGCAUUGCGAGUGCUCUGGGGCCCCGUGUUGGACAGCCCGAAACGUUUCCAUCAUCGCAGAAAAUUCUCCUGGACAGCACUGCUCCCCGACAGCCUGCCACCGUGCCUCUCGGAGGGAGGUCCUGCUGACCCCACUCACCCCCGAGACACCCCAGGAGGAAGGUGGGCGAAAUAAUCACAGGUUGUCAAGUAACAUCAAAGCCAGUGAAAAGCACUCCGGACAGCAGCAGGGAGCAGACGAACAAAAGAAGCCAGCAAAUGGAGAGACUAGAAGUAGAUCCCAGCAAGCAUGCCUUCCCUGAUGUGGCUAACAUAGUUCAAGCGAAAAAACACACGCCCAGAAGAGUUCAAGCUGAACCCAAAAUUAUACCAAGCGAGGAAGAUCCAGACUUUGAAGAUAAUCCCGAAGUGCCUCCGUUGAUUUGAAAACUUCAGGCUGCACCGACUGUGACCCGCCAGACCCAGAUUUGCUCAGUGCAGAGAGUGCGUGUAUGUUAUUUCUGGGGUAAACAGUUAUUUUCAACAUUACUCCUCCGAUGUUUUAGGUCCUACUUUGUACAUUAAUAUUCUCAAACCAGUUUACAAUUAAAAUGUGUACCUUCAAAAUGCUAUAA